AAAUUACGACGCGAGUGGAAUGGACACCGUCAUAUCAAUAAUUUAAUAAAACUUUUGAUAUUUUACAAUGUUAUGUUUAAAAUUAAGUGCCUAAAUGUUUUGAGAAUAGUUUUAUAGUGUUAGUGAUUUAUAUUAAAUGCUUUAGAGAUGUCGAAGAACAAAAUAGCGGCUCGUGUUGACAGUCAAACUGUGGAAGUCAAAACUAAAUUUGAUGCAGAAUUCAGAAGAUUUUCGCUCAAUCGUACUGAGAAGCUCAAGUAUGAAGAUUUCAAGGCGUUGAUAGAGAAAUUGCACAGGCUCCAUGAUGUGGCCUUCCUCAUAUCCUAUACGGAUCCUAGAGACGGAGACCUGUUGCCAAUUAACAAUGAUGACAAUCUGGCUAGAGCACUGCUUACCGCCCGACCGCUACUCAGAGUUAUUAUACAGAGGAAAGGAGAUAGUUUGGAAGAAUUGAACGGGUAUGGGACGAUGCGGCCUAGGAACAUUAUAUCCUCGAUACUGAGCGGUACACCAGCCAAGAACAAGGGCCUUGCUAUAUCGAACCCCCAUGAUUUUAGAAUGGUAUCGGCAAUUAUCGACGUAGAUAUAGUUCCCGAAACGUGCAGGCGAGUCAAACUCCUCAAGCACGGGUCAGAUCGACCGCUAGGAUUCUUUAUCAGGGACGGCACCUCAGUCCGGGUAACUCCAAACGGCGUCGAACGUUCCCCUGGUAUCUUCAUAUCCCGUCUGGUGCCCGGAGGUCUGGCGGAGUCCACCGGACUGUUGGGUGUCAACGAUGAAGUCCUGGAAGUGAACGGCAUCGACGUAUCGAAUAAGACGCUAGAUCAGGUGACGGACAUGAUGGUAGCGAACUCCUCGAACCUGAUCAUCACAGUGCGGCCCGCCAACCAGCGCGCCGGCCCUCCGCCUCCCGCCGAGACCCUCUCCCGACACUCACAGCCAUCCAGUGAGCCGGAUGAAGACAGAUUCGAUCAAGACGAACAAGACGAGAUCGUGGACCUAACGGCCGUGACUCUAGAGGAGGCAGACCCGGCCCCGUUCGUCACGUCCAAGGACGACGGACAAGUGCUUCACCUCUAGUACAUAAUCACGCGGUACCGCCUCGCGAAGGAACGAUACAGUUGAUACAGUGUAUAAUGGUGCGAAAUUUUUAUAGUGAGAAUGUGGUCACGUGGUGUAGUGAGAUAAUGGCAAAAAGUGGCAGUCUCAACUCCAAACUUUGGCAGUCUGUGGCAAGUAAAAUUUUUACCAUAUUGAUUAUCGACGUCCAUACCUAUUGCAAUUUGUUAAUGUCAAAAAUAUCGUUUGUUUUUAUUACUUACUAGCUACUCUUGCGCGGUUUCACCCGCUGCUCGGCUUCAUUUAAUCGUAGCAUGAUGCCUAUAGCACUCAAAAACAUUGUAGCUAUGUAUCAGUGAAAAAAUUUUGGCAAUCCGACCAGCGGUUCUAAAGAUUACCACCUGCAUAAAAACUUACUAACUUAAAAAUUUUACCUCUUUAUAAUAUUAGUAUAGACAUACUUGCUUUAAUUUGAAUUUUGAACGCGACCGAAAAACUUU
Molecule: messenger RNA, 1559 nt
Organism: Spodoptera exigua (beet armyworm)
Lineage: Eukaryota; Metazoa; Arthropoda; Insecta; Lepidoptera; Noctuidae
Source: the annotation of a GenBank genome assembly